GAUACUUAGGUACAUGAUGAUAUGAGCACCACCGGCGGUACCUUAGGUACCCGAUUCUGACAGUCAUCUCGGAAGCACAAAACCUCAACCACGACUCCAAAGCUACGAAAUCGAGCUGAACAAUUUCAAAUUCCCACCGCCUCACCAAUCUCUCGGCACGCAAUCCUGCCGGGGCCGAAUAUACACACCGGCAAACACUUUACCUGCCUACACUUACCUAGGUAUAUCCGAGCAGACAAAGAACCAUCUAGAUAGAGGGACGGGAUCUAGCACGCCUCCUUCAGAACCAAACCAUGUCCCACCCACGGGUAGAAGAAGUAUCCGACAGCGACCUCUCUGAUCCGAGCGAGGGCGACAUCGAUGACUUCGCCGAAUCCGAAAUUCUCCGAUCCAUAAACCCGCCCCCCUCUGCCCGCCCACCCGCUGCCUCGCUGUCAUCCACCACCCCGCCCCCGUCCUCCGCGCCCCUCGUCCACCCCACCAUGCUCCCCCAACCGCAGCAGAUCCAGGCCAGCGACAUCAAGGACUACCAGAUGCUGUACCCGGUGUACUUCGACGCCUCGCGCUCCCGCGCCGAGGGCCGCCGCGUUUCCAAGUCUCUCGCCGUCCACAACCCCCUCGCCCGCGACAUCGCGAGCGCCUGCGCCUCGCUGCGCCUGUCGCCCGUCUUCGAGGCCCACCGCGUCCACCCCAAGGACUGGGCCAACCCGGGCCGCGUCCGCAUCAAGCUGCCCGGCAAGUCCUCCUCCUCUACUCCCGUGCCCGCCCCCGCUUCGUCCGACGUCAAGAACAAGCACCACCUCUAUAUCCUCAUCGCCAAGUACCUACAAGCACACCCCACCACCGACCACAGCGACGCCCUGCGCCGCGUCCGCGUCCCCGGCCUCAACGCCCCGGCCGAUAGCGAUCCUUGGCCGCGCCCCGUCGUGCCCCGCGGCUGGAAGAUGGGCGACCUGCUGCCCGCCUACAGCGCCGCCAUGACCGGCGGCGGCGUCAGCGAGAACGCCUUCAAGGACAUGAUGCGCGAGAUGCAGGGCGCCGGCGGCGGCAGCCCCGCUGACAUGAUGAGCAUGCUCGGUCAGGGGCUCGGCGGGCUCGGCGGUAGCUCCGGCGGUGCCGGGCCGGGCCCGGGCAAUGAGAGCGGUAGCGGUAGUAAGAAAGGAAAGAAGGGCAAAGCAAGGGCAUGAAGGGAUGAAGCAAAAAAAGUACGAGAGCGGAAAAUGGAAGGUCGGGAACACCAAGCAUCAAAUCGGCGUGCCUAUGGGGAUUAUAGGAAAACCGGGAAUGGUCCACUCUAUCCGAUGGGAGAGGCUUCGUAGGUACAGUUGAUAUGUAAAUACAUCCAGGGAGUCCAGGUGGUGAACUCAUAAUAUAUGUUAACAUUUGACUUUGGUUUUUGUCAUAUGCUACAUAUCGUCAAAAGACCGUAGUCGUACAAGGUAGAAUAAAGGGUAUCUCUCACACACACACAUCCACCCCUGAUAAUUCGUAAAAGACCCCUCCCUCCUAUCUCUCCC
Messenger RNA from Durotheca rogersii, 1517 nucleotides. RefSeq names its product signal recognition particle, SRP19 subunit. Gene Ontology annotation, biological process: SRP-dependent cotranslational protein targeting to membrane; SRP-dependent cotranslational protein targeting to membrane, signal sequence recognition. The transcript has a single exon. The record is from RefSeq and is a predicted model, not a curated record. Lineage: Eukaryota; Fungi; Ascomycota; Sordariomycetes; Xylariales; Xylariaceae. Gene Ontology annotation, cellular component: signal recognition particle, endoplasmic reticulum targeting. Bases 294 to 1187 code for a protein of 297 amino acids. Gene Ontology annotation, molecular function: 7S RNA binding.